This is a messenger RNA of Giardia duodenalis, 1218 nucleotides long. RefSeq lists its product as uncharacterized. The record is from RefSeq and is a predicted model, not a curated record. Bases 1 to 1218 code for a protein of 405 amino acids. NCBI's taxonomy places the organism in Eukaryota, Fornicata, Diplomonadida, Hexamitidae. The transcript has a single exon.
AUGAUCCCCCCGGAAUACUGUUAUGCAACACACGCUGGAAAGUGCCCCAAGUGUGACAACGGCUGCUACGAGGGAUGCACAUGUAUGCAAAAGCGGAUGAGACACAUUGGCCACGACCUGUAUAGCACUGGAAAGCGACUAGCCUAUCUUGAGAGUGACUACAAGGAUUAUGCUAGGCGCAAUGCAUGCCAUCGCCUUUGGGAACUGAAUAAGGACGACUCUGACUUCCAGGCACAGCAAGUCAUGUUUCGCAAUCUUGUCCGCGCAGAGGCCUGUGGAGGAGAUACUUCGCGGCGAACUUACUUAGCAGACGGCACGGUGUUACAGAGCAAACCACGCACACACCCACAGGUUUACAGGUCAGAUGGGUCCAAGCUAGGCGGAUUGCGUACAACUCUCCCUUCUUUUGAGCAAUUCAACUGCCAUCUCGACUGCAAUCCGCCGGUACCGUGCUCCAGCAAACUAACGAAGGCGAUAUGUGUGCCUCCGAAUGUGCGCCAAGGCUCUCUAUGCUGCAAGGACCUCACUAAAAGCUUCCCAUUCAAGUGUCCUAUGAUAAAUACGUCUAACGCAAAGACUACUAGGGAGAGUGAUGCCCUGCCCUGUUCUAACAAUUGUACCACCGAAAAUGCUGACGUGCCAGUAGAUAAGAUAGACCUUUCUGACCACUCUACGCCUUCCUUAGACAACAAUGACACAGGGUAUUGUAAGUGUUGCACGCCAACGGGAACCCUGGGCCGCAGUACUUCAUCCCUCGUAGAGUCUAAUCCAAAAUACGACGCCUGGCGCCGGCAGUAUCUCUCUAGAGAUCCGAAAGCAGAUAAGAAGCAUCAGUGGUUUAUGAAUGAGCAACAAAGGAUAGUUAACUCUUUACAGCGAGAUCAGAACCAGCGGAUGGAUAUGUGGGGGCGCGAGGAGGCCUGCUUGACCACGCUAAAGCAAAUGGCUGAUGAAAAAUCUCGCCGCUUGAAGAUUCUUGAGCGCGACUGUCUUCGAGAGUCUCUUGGGCUUCAGCACGACAGAGACCCAGACAGAACUCGGAUAUCUAAAAACCUCUACUUCGCUGAGUCGCCGGUUUUUGAAGUACGGCCAGCAACGACAGACCUUUCUUCCCAACCGUCCAAGGCACGAUUUGUUGAAUACCGUGAAGCAGCCAGAACCGUCAAAACCCUUCUGGACAAUACUGUAUAUAAUCCCCGGCUUCUUUCAAACACGUAA